Messenger RNA from Vigna angularis (adzuki bean), 2592 nucleotides. Its product is annotated as seed linoleate 9S-lipoxygenase-2. Bases 1 to 2592 code for a protein of 863 amino acids. The record is from RefSeq and is a predicted model, not a curated record. The transcript has 9 exons. Gene Ontology annotation, molecular function: protein binding; metal ion binding; oxidoreductase activity, acting on single donors with incorporation of molecular oxygen, incorporation of two atoms of oxygen. Gene Ontology annotation, biological process: lipid oxidation. Lineage: Eukaryota; Viridiplantae; Streptophyta; Magnoliopsida; Fabales; Fabaceae.
AUGUAUUCUGGGGUGAAGGCGUUGUUCAACAGAAGCAAGAAGCUGAAGGGUAGGGUGGUGUUGAAGCCCAAGAAUGUGUUGGACACAAAUAGCAUUACCAGUGUGAAAGGGGCUGUUCAAACUACCAUGAGUGUAGUUGGUUCAACAUUCAUUGAUAGUUUCAGUGCCUUCUCUGGUAAAUGUGUGUCUCUUCGCUUGAUCAGUGCUACCAAAGCUGCUGAAAAUGGAAGUGGGAAAGUUGGAAAGAAGACUUAUUUGGAAGGUGUAAUUUCCACUAUACCAACUUUGACAGCGGAGGAAUGUGGAUUUCAUGUUCAUUUUGAUUGGGACAUUGAGGACAUGGGAAUUCCUGGAGCAUUUACAAUAAGAAAUCAUCUGCUAGUUGAGUUCUUUCUCGUCAGUUUGACUCUUGAAGAUGUUCCUAAUCUUAAAGGACCAUUGGACUUCGUUUGCAACUCAUGGCUUUACAAUCAUCAUCUUUACGACAAGGAUCGAAUCUUCUUUUCCAAUGAGACGUAUGUUCCAAGUGAAACACCAGUAGCACUGGUGAGCUACAGAGAAGCAGAACUGCAGAUUCUGAAAGGAAAUGGAAAAGGGAAACUGAGACAAUGGCAUAGAGUUUACGAUUACGAUGUUUACAAUGAUUUGGGCAAUCCUGACUGCAAUGAAGACUUGGCUCGUCCAGUUCUUGGAGGGUCUGUCACUUAUCCUUACCCUCGAAGAGGAAGAACCGGAAGAAAAUCCACAAAAAAAGAUUGUAAGAGUGAGAAACGAAGCAGUAAAAUUUAUGUUCCAAGAGAUGAACAUUUUGGUCACUUGAAGUCAUCUGACUUCCUUUGUUUUGGGAUCAAAUCUAUAUCAAGAAACGUGUGGCCUCACCUCAAACCUCAACUUGAUUCAAAUAUCUCAAAGAAUGAGUUUGAGAGCUUUGAUGAAGUACAUCACCUCUCUGAAGGUGGAAUUAAGCUGCCUCUUGAUACUCUCAGCAAAAUUAGCUCUUUACCUCUGCUGCAGGAGAUCUUCCGCACUGACGGUGAAAAUGUCCUCAAGUUUUCAGUACCUCAUGUAAAUAGAGUUAAUAAAUCUGCAUGGAUGACUGAUGAUGAAUUUGCGAGAGAGAUGCUGGCUGGUGUAAAUCCUUGUUCGAUUCGCCGCCUACAAGAAUUUCCACCACAAAGCAAGUUGGAUCGCUCAGUCUAUGGUGAUCAAACAAGUAAAAUCAGUGAACAACAUUUGAAGAUCAACCUCGAAGGGCUCACACUAGAUAAGGCAAUUAAGUGUGAUAGAUUAUUCAUACUAGAUCACCAUGACGUAUUCAUGCCGUUUUUGAGAAGGAUAAAUGAAUAUACAUCAUCAAAGGCUUAUGCAACGAGGACAAUCCUUUUCUUGAAAGACGAUGGUACCUUAAAGCCAUUGGCCAUUGAGUUAAGUUUGCCACAUCCAAGUCAACAACAGGGUGCCUAUAGUAAAGUGGUCUUGCCUGCAAACGAUGGAGUUGAAAGUACAAUUUGGCUAUUAGCCAAGGCUCACGUUGUUGUGAAUGAUUCCUGUUAUCAUCAGCUCAUAAGCCACUGGUUGAAUACUCAUGCCGUGAUGGAGCCCUUUGUCAUAGCAACAAAUAGAAAUCUGAGUGUUCUUCACCCUGUUCAUAAACUUCUAUUUCCUCACUAUCGUGACACAAUGAAUAUCAAUGCACUUGCUCGAGAAUUACUUAUUAAUGCUGAUGGCACCAUAGAGAACUGCUUUUUGGGUGGAAAGUAUGCUAUGGAGAUGUCUUCGGCAGUUUACAAACAUUGGAUAUUCCCUGAACAAGCAUUGCCAGCUGAUCUUAUCAAGAGGGGAAUGGCUAUUGAGGAUUCAUCUUCUCCGAACGGCCUCCGUCUUGUGAUAAAGGACUACCCUUACGCUGUGGAUGGAUUGGAGAUAUGGAAUGCUAUCAAGACAUGGGUCAAAGAAUAUGUCUCCUUGUACUAUGUCACAGAUGAUAUGGUUAAAAAAGACCGCGAACUCCAAGCUUGGUGGAGAGAAGUUGUUGAGAAGGGUCAUGGUGAUUUAAAAGAAAAGUCGUGGUGGCCUAAAGUACACACUCGUGAAGAGCUGAUUCAAUCUUGUACUAUCAUUAUAUGGGUUGCUUCAGCGCUUCAUGCAGCGGUUAAUUUCGGACAAUAUCCUUAUGGUGGAUUUAUCCUCAAUCGUCCAACUCUUAGCAGAAGAUUGAUCCCGGAAAAAGGAACAGCAGAAUAUGAUGAGAUGGAGAAGAAUCCUGAAAAGGCUUAUUUGAGAACAAUUACGCCUAAGUAUCAAACUCUUGUUGACCUUUCAGUGAUAGAAAUAUUGUCAAGACAUGCUUCUGAUGAGGUCUACCUUGGACAGAGGGGCAAUCCAUAUUGGACAUCAAAUCCAAAGGCAAGAGAAGCCUUUAAAAGGUUCGGAGAAAAGCUAGCAGAGAUUGAGAAAAAAAUAUCAGAAAGAAACCAUGAUCCAAAUCUUAAAAAUCGAACUGGGCCAGUUAAAUUGCCUUAUACUUUGCUUCUUCCAAAGAGUGAUGCGGGGUUAACUUUCAGAGGAAUUCCAAACAGUAUCUCUAUCUAA